Messenger RNA from Aquila chrysaetos chrysaetos, 6055 nucleotides. RefSeq names its product serine protease 35 (gene PRSS35). Bases 427 to 1668 code for a protein of 413 amino acids. Gene Ontology annotation, biological process: proteolysis. Gene Ontology annotation, molecular function: serine-type endopeptidase activity. The record is from RefSeq and is a predicted model, not a curated record. NCBI's taxonomy places the organism in Eukaryota, Metazoa, Chordata, Aves, Accipitriformes, Accipitridae. The transcript is spliced from 2 exons.
CGCCCCGGCCCUGUGUGGGUCACCCCGGCUCUCCGCCCGGCGCCGGGAGGAAGCCUCUCCCGGGGCGAUGCGCCUCCCCGCCCCGCAGGCAGAGCCCCUUCUUCCCUUCCCUUCCCUUCCCAUCCCAUCCCAUCCCAGCCGAGGAGAUACCGGGAUCUGCCUCCGCUCUGCUCCCCUCGGCCCUCCCCCUCUCGCCCUCCCGGCCUCCUCCCUCUCGCCUCCUUUUUCUUUUCUUUUUUUUCCCUUUUUUCCAUCCCCUCCCCCGCCUGGGAAGACCUGGCCGCUCCCCCCGCCCCGUCCUCAGUAGCCGUGGGCGCCGGGCGGCGGGCGGGCGGCGCGGAGCGGAGCGGGGAGCCUGCGCCCCGGGGUCUGCGGCCGCCUUCCCCUCCGUUCCUCCUGCGGGGGUGCCAGAAAACAAUAGAUAAAAUGGAGCACAUGUUACUGCUCUUCAUAUUUUUCAUACCUAUAUUGGGUCUCACUAAUGGAACAGAAACUGAAGAAGAUUUUACUUGGCACUUAAAGAAGAUCCCCCAGAUUGUGAGCGAAAGAACUUUCUCCCUUGACAGCCCUAAAUUUGAAGCAAAAACCAAAUUAGAGCUGAACAGUGUAUGUGGAAUUGAAUGUCAAAGAAAAUUGCCAGUGCCGAGCCUGUCUGACUUGAAGGACCUCUUAUCCUAUGAGACCAUUUUUGAAAACGGCACACGGACCCUGACUGAAGUGAAUGUCCUCGGACUAGUGCUUGACCCAGCUGGAAACGCAACAACACGAAGGUCUUUGAGAAAGAAGAGGCAGAUAUAUGGAACAGACAGUAGGUUCAGCAUCUACGACAAGCGGUUUAUGACCAACUUUCCGUUCAACACAGCUGUGAAGAUCUCCACCGGCUGCAGUGGCAUUCUCAUUUCCCCCAAGCACGUGCUAACAGCUGCCCACUGUCUGCACAACGGCAAGGAUUACGUUAAGGGCAGCAAAAGACUGAGGGUGGGCCUUUUGAAGACAAAAUCCAGAGGCGACGGCAGGAAACGCAAAGGCACUAGAAGAAGCAGGAGAGAAGUUUCUGCGGCCCAAGAGGAUCCCGACGUUGCCACAGAACUAAGGCGACAAUCCAAGGGUGGUGGGAGAAAGCAGAGGAGAUCUGGGAGGAAGCAGGGGAGCUCAGAUGGCAUGCCCUCCUUCCAGUGGACGAGGGUGAAGAGUACCCACAUCCCAAAAGGCUGGUUUAAGGGUGUCUCUGGGGAUAUUGCCCUGGAUUAUGAUUAUGCUGUUCUUGAGCUCAAGCGUCCCCACAAAAGGAAAUACAUGGAGCUGGGAAUCAGCCCAACAAUCAAAAUGAUGCCUGGGAGCAUGAUCCACUUCUCGGGUUUUGACAAUGAUCGAUCUGGGCAGCUGGUCUAUAGAUUUUGUAGCAUUUCUGAUGAAUCCAAUGAUCUCUUUUAUCAGUACUGUGAUGCUGAGCCCGGCUCCACUGGAUCUGGUGUCUAUCUCCGUCUUAAGGAGCCAAACAAAAAGAAGUGGAAACGCAAGAUCAUCGCUGUUUACUCCGGCCAUCAGUGGGUGGAUGUCAAUGGUGAACAGCAGGAUUACAAUGUAGCGGUAAGAAUUACUCCUCUCAAAUAUGCCCAGAUUUGCUUCUGGAUACAUGGGAAUGAUGAGAAUUGCACACGAGGCUGAAGAGAACUGAACGUGACUCGCUUAGCACCCGUAUUACCAUAAAGUGAAAGAUUGCUGCAGCAGUUGCUGGAAGAACAUCACUCCACAUCAGGAUGUUUUUGAACUCAAAGCUCACAAGUAAUGUUAUGGUGACUUGAGAAAUGCUGAAUUGCUGGGGGAUGGGUAGAAUUGUCAAACAGAAUAUUUCUAAUUGUAAUCAACCCUAGAUAUGCACUUAAAAUCCCAAACUAUAUUUAUGUUUGCAAUUGUGAUAAAUUCAAAUAAUUCACAUCAGAAAAAAAUGGCUACACCUGUUUGUCAUUUUUUUCCAAGGGAAGGAUUGAAACAUCUCAAGCUGGUAUUAUUAAACAAUAUCUAUUUUUCCAAUGGAUUUGCUUUUCUCAGGGUUCUGUUCCAAUUCUUCAAAUGCAAGUUGUGCAUGCAGCACACUACUGUGUGUACAGAAUGAUCCAGAGAACUGCACGAGACCAAGACAUUAUUUUGCCAUUCUCUAAAGACCACAGCUCCAUGCUGAGAAGCAGCGGUCUAGUUCAUGCUUGUUAGUUUGGAAAACUUCCUCCUCUGGUUGCUGCAGGAACACUUCCAUGGAAACCCCACAUUUCUGUAGCUGAGGGUUAGACUCUAAAGACAAGUUUCACCUCAUUGCUCAAUAAAAACAGCAAAAAGAAAUCAAUGAACAUAGAAGUGUCCAUGUUUGGAAGAAGAAGAAACAUCAGGACAUAAUUGAAUGCCUUUAAAUCUUCUUUGAGAAGCUACAGAAGCCUUAAACACAUGCAUUUGCAUUCCAAUUAGUAUUUGGUGAGCUGUAGGUUUAGUUUCUAGUCAAACGUUUAGCUUUACAAUUGGGAGAAGUCACUGACUUCUGAAGUGGCUAUUUGACAAUCAUUUAGAGCUUCACAGAUGAUGAUAGAUUUUUUGGGUGCUAACCAUUUUUGCAGUUUUUAUAAAUUACUUUUAUAUGAGUUCAGCUUCAUAGGUAGGAUAGUAUGUAUUAGACUGGGAGCUGGAAAGCAAUAUUUUAGUUUGGCUUUAUAUGGUUUUGCAAAAUGGGUAGUUCUAAUCAUGUUAUAUUCAGACUCCACCUCAACAUGAGUUACAAGGUUAAACUAAAAAUUUCUCCCAACUAAAUUAUAUCACCUUCUGAAUGGUAGAAGAACUAUCCUGUACAUUAUAACAGAUAUCCUGCUAGGUAGCAGCAGUAGUUAGCAAAUAAUUUGAUUCAAUAUGUUUGCUGAACCAUAUGUUUAAUGAAAACACAAAGUGAGCUUGACUUUUACACACCUUUAAACACAAAUCACCUUUUUAAAAAUUGUUGUUGAUUGCUACACAAGUCUAUAUCUUUUAUUUUAUAUCAAGAUUUUGAAGCACACAGAACUGUUAUGGUGCUAUGUUAAUCUAAUAACAUAAAAUGAUACUGUAUAUUUCCAAUGAUAUCCUUUGAGUUUCAAUAUUUUUAAGAUUAUUCACCACCAUAAUAUUUCAUUUUUUUGAUCAUAAGUUUAUGCUGACCAAAAUACAUUUUCUUCCUAUGCAGAAGAAAAAAAUAUAACAAGAUUUUAAAAUACUAUUUGUUUAUUGGUAUCUUUAAAAAUAUGCUUGUAAUAUCUUUUGAUGAAAUAAGAUCAUUUUUAAUAACCCACUUUUUUGUAGAUGACUGAAAGUAUAAAACCUGACACUUUGAAUGUGCAGGCAACUUUCUUUGUCAUGUUAUUGCCAAAGCAUAAAAAUUUAAGACUUGCUUCCAUACCAUAACUCUAGCAAUAUUUCAUUAAUUGGAAGAGAUAUCACUUUAAAAGAAACUAUUUCUUUUAAUGUCAGCCUUUCCAGGGAACACCUAACCUUUCUUUUUUUAUUUUAUUUUGUGUGAUUGUUUGCAGAAAACUAAUAAUAAUUUUUAAAGUUUAGAAAUCAAUAUCUAAGAUUUUAAGGUUAAUUAUUUUUUAUUGUUGUUAACAUUUCUAUUAAGACAUAUGGCUUCGCUGACAGUAAUUUUAAAUCACCUCAGUCCAGUAUUUAAUACUCUUGCUCUAUGCAAUGGGCCUACAAUAUUCUUUAGUUGGCUCUGUAAUGUUUUUCUUAAGUGCCUCUUUCCAUAGUAAUUGUGACAAAUAAGGUACCACAUCAUUAAUCUAAUGCAAGUCAACCUAGGUCCAUGGGUUUUGUUACAGUUAUUCUCAUUGUUGAUUUGGGUCCAAAACUGAUCAAGAUAAGGUGGCUUAGUAAAUUCCUUGUUUUGGUGAGUCUUAUUUAGAUGUAGUCCUUAGGAGCAGAAAUAGAAAUUAUUUCUUUUUUAGUUUGGGAAUCAGGGACAAGGUAAGAAUGAAAAACGUUGAUGUCAGCUUUCAAAUGGUCUUGUUAUAAUAAACAUCUGCUAUAAAUACCUCAGCCACAACCUGAAGUUCUCAUACCAGGCUGAUAACAAAUGUUUAUCCUCAGAGGAUAAUCGUUAGAUGCUCAGUGCCUCAUUUUAUGGUACUAAGAGAUUAAAGAGGCUGGCCAGAGUGGCAUAAAAAUUAAUCAAAUCUAUAUAUACAUUCAAGCCUCUGUGUCCGAGUGCACAUGCACAAACACAUGCAAAUAUACGGGCUUGCAGAACAUGUGCCAUUUUGACUGGGUCAGCGCCUUCAGGCAAGGGAACACAAGCACAAGAAGUCAUGGACAAAAUGUUAUUCCUAUUGUAUGUGCAUGUUGGGCAACAUUUCAGUCUGCCACUUGGCCUAAUAGGGAGGGAAAUGCUUUAUGUAGGCAUUGUGACUGCUUACUACAGGGAAUUCUGAAAUAGUUCAUAAAUGGAGUACUUACACUCAACCCCAGGAGGUCAAUGCCCCACAUAGAGCUCUUGGUACCAGCCACUGCAAAUGGGACAAGAAUUUCUGAGCUGUGAUCAUCUCAGAUUUCCUUAAAAAACCUGCAGUCAGUAUCUAGUUAUCAAUAAGAAGAUAUGAGGAGGGGGUGUUCUUAGUAGAUCAGAUCUGCUGUUGUCUAGGACACCAGCAUCAAGGCUGGAUUCCCAGCCCAGGAGGGGACAGAGUCCUUGUGAUGUUUCCCCAAAGGAUUUUUCCAUCUUUCAAGUACCGGGGUGUAUGUCACUUGUUUUCAUCAGUGCUAAUGCUUUUCCAUAAGAGUUGCUAUAGUAGGUCUUUUUCUUUAACUGUAUUCCUGGCUUUAUGAAAAAACAAACUCAGUCAAAUCCCUUUUCUUCUAGGAGGCUACUGGCAAUUUGUAAAAUUAACAAGUUUUUCCUGGGCCAAAGAUAAACCUCAUAUACAAACUGUUAACACAUGCAGACCAGCUUCUGCAAAGCAUUUGUGCAUGUGUUUAAUUUGAGGCUCUGAGACAUAUGAUGGAAGUCAAGGGGAUUAUCUGCAAUGUGAAAAAUUAAGUUUAAGUUUGUAUUAUCUUAACAAAAGAAAACCACAAUGUUAGGUAGCAAAAUUAUUUCUGUUAUAUGAGGUAUAGAGUACAUGAUGCUUUAAAAAUUGCUUAAAGAAGCCCCUUGACUCAGUCUAUAAUUUACCAUCCAAAUUGUGCAGAUUUAUGAGUCUGUAUGGAGUAUGAAUCAGCACAGAAUAUGGCUUAAGUAAAAAAAUAAUUCAUCUACAUGUGGAGGAGAGAAGCAGCUGUGGAGUUCCUUCUAUUCUGCUGAUAAGGGAUGACCUGGCAGCAAACAGCAAUUAAUACAGAAAGAGAGAGCAAGAGAAGUAGAUGGUACAGAAGACCAUGAAGACGGAGGUGGUAUGCAAGGGAUAAAGAAAGUGUGAAAAGUAACAGAUGAAAUGGCUGCGAGGUAGCAGGGGGACCUAUUGUAAGAAAGAGUAGGCAGCUGGUAAAGGCAUAACAGUAUAAAUUAAGCUGUAAAAAUCGCAAGUUGCAUGAACAAUCCCCUUUCACUGUUAAAGAUGAGGCUGUUCUUCCCAGCCAACAGUACCAAGGAAAGGGCUGUGAGAGGGCUCAGGUUCUGGCAGGGACCACUAGCAGGCAGGGGCUUUUGACCCUGAGCUACAAUCCCUGCCCGAAGUUGCAGGGAUUACCCCUGUGCUUGUUUAGGGUCCUUGGGAAGCAACAGAUCCAUGUCCUGGCCAAAAGGCGCAGCAGCAUGAACUUCCCAGCACACCGGCUCACCAAGAGUGUAGUGACUAAAGGCAGUUUCUUUCACUUGAAAGUUUCUCAAACCUGAAAUUUUGUUGGGAAUCCUGUAAAGGCUGUUUCCCAUUGGAAAAAAAAAACAACACAAAACAAAACACAAAAAAACAAAAAACCAAAAAAACCCACAAAAAACCCAAACAAAAAACAACAAACAAAAAAAUCUAAGACUUGAAGCAUUUAAAUGUCGUCUCCAUUUUUUGCAUGUACCUACAAAUUCUAGCCAAUAAAUUUUUCAAAUACC